ACUGGAUCCGCCAGCACUACAAGCUCGACAUCUUUUGCCACCAUGCUUAAGGGUCUCCCUAAUCUUAAGGCUCUCACUAAUUCAUCUUUCAAGUGCAUCCUUGAAACGUAUGAGGGAGUAUCUACUGUAGGGAAGUGCUCUCUUAUACCAUUCAACGAUGCAACUGAAAGGUGAACACUAGUGGAUAGCUCUAAUAAUCCAUCUCCAGGUCAGAAGCAUCUCAGCAAAGCUGCUUCCCAGAAGAACUCUGCCAAAGGUCCUGUUGUCCCGUGUGGAAGGGGAAAACUACAGGGAAAAACUACUUCGAGAUGACUCGCCCCAAGAGGUCGGAUUCGGGUGAGUUCUAACAUACGCUACGCGAAAAACAUGACUUUAUUCGGUUCGCAGGAAAAAACGGGUCGCCGUUGUUUUUCUUAAGGCUGAGGCCAAUACAUAAUGCGUUCGUCUUCCUUACAAUAGGUACGACAGUGUCGCCCCAAUUGUCUUUGUCACCAACAGCAGUGGCUGAUCGUAAUAGAUAUAGUUCGUGCUGUCCAAUUCUUGUGAGCAUAAGGGUGAGCUCCAUGCAUCUGCAGAGUGUAAUCCGAUGGAUUUUGUUUCUCAAGCUUUUUUUUUAUGAGGUGCGGUCGUGUUCACUAUCAGAUUCUGCGGGCACUAGAGACGGGCACUAGGGUCGGCGCUAUCAGGGAUACACACAUACAGACAUGACGUGUCUAACUUUCACCGAGCUAGUGUUUCGAGCUUACUCCCUGAGACAGUGGAAGGACCAAGGUUUGAGGUUUUCCGUUGUUUUCCCGAACGAACUUGGCGAGCCCCAGACGAGAAAAAUUCACGUUAAGGCUUCUUACAAUUUGAAUCCCCCAUCUGUUAGUGUCAGCUGCCCAUCUACUGUGAGCUGCCCACCUGAAUCUGUGAGCUGCCCAUCUACUGUGAGCUGUUUUCAAGGACAUCAGAGACGAGUGAGCUGUUCUCAAGAAGGAAAAUCCAACAUUUAGAUGAGGCGGAAAAGGUCGCAUAGUCCAGGUGCUGGCAUGCUAGCCAGUGUUAGGCUUCAUGGAGUGGAAAGAUGUAAAUCCAUUGUAGUUCGUAGUUCUAAUCACGGCUUCCGAAUGCACGCGGCUCCUUAUUCCGACUGGCUAAAGUUUGUACAGGUCUACAUUGGAGACACAUACCUAGGCAACUUAAAUUAAGGCAAACUACUUACAUGUUGAAUAAUAGAUUUAGAUACUAUUAAGGGGCAACCUACAUGUUGAAUAAUAUUAAGGCAACCUCCUGCAUAGUACUAGCUAGUGUUAAGAUACUCGUCUUGUUCUUCUAGUAGGAGAAAAGGGGUAGCAGGGGACUGAUUUUCUGAAGAAUGCGAAAAAUAACGGAUGCUGGUGUUCUGGGCAAGAGCACUGUAAUUAAAACUACCGCUGGAGCAUCGUCAGCAUCGUCCUUGGCCCCUUUUUCAAGGGGCAAUGGGGCUGCUCGGGGAUGCUUCCAGGGAUGCUCCAUUUUCAAUGGGGCUCUUCUGUUUCUAGUACGUAGGAAACGGACACCAUCAUAUUAAAUAGUAUUUUUGAAUGAAGCUGCAAGAUGAUGUAGUUCUGAAUUAUACAGAAUAAUAAGUCUAAUUCCAUCCUGCGGAGGAGCGGGGCUUUCUUGCCAUUCCUGGCGUCGACUUGCGUGCGUUGUAUCGACCACCUUAUACGCUGGAGUUAAGGCACCUGUAGUCCCCGCGGACCUGCUUCUUCACCUUCUAGACCGCUCUGUUGAUACACCUGUAGUCCCCGCGGACCUGCUUCUUCACCUUCUAGACCGCUCUGUUGAUACACCUCUUAGAGCGUAGGCAUAUGAUGAACAAGACUACCGAGGAUAUUUAGCUCUUGGUCACACUGCCAGCUCGCCUUUCUGGACGUGAGAAGCUGAGCAGUCUCGCUCUCGUCGUGACAAACAUCAAGAAUCACAACAUUAAUAACAUGAAUAAACCUCGUUAUCCUUCUUGUCCAUAAGAUGAAGGUGUCGGUCCUCCUGCAUAAUAAAAUGACAUAAUAUAUAACUAUGAUAUGUAAGAUAACAUUUUUAACUAAGUAUCUAAGGAUCACAAGAUAAUAACUAUGGUGGAUAAAAAGGAUACGAUCAUACGGCUCUGCUCAAGAAAGAGGCGACGAUCAUAUGGCUCUCUAAUAGCGGUACGCCUGGCAGAGCCGAUCGAUGCUAAGAGCAUAUCUUUCAGCGGAAACCCCAACCCCUUCGUGUACGAGUACACGUAUCCAGCGAGUCUGAGAACGGACGAUGUUAAGGCUUGUACCCUAAUGUUAAAGGGGAACAGUCGUCGUGGUCGCUAAUGCUGAACGCAAGAGACUACUUUCAUCAAAGCUCUCUUCUUUUCCCUUCGUUUCUUUCCCCUGUUGGUUCUCUCAAGGGGUCGCCUCUUCCAUCUCCUUGUCCUAAUGAUGCACCCCUUUUCUUAAUGAUCCUUACCCUAAUGACCCAUCUCCUUUUCCUCUCGCCCAGAAGCAUCUUACUUAGGGAUGUAGAAGCUAUCAAAAAUCCAUCUUCAGAAGCACCUAAUAGGUAGGGAUGUCGAUGUUUUAGUGCCAUAAGGAAGGUUCAAGGGACUUUUUAGUGCCAUAAGGAAGGUGGUUAAAGGGAAAAACAUUUAUUUAUUUACUCAAGAUCCAAAACGUGUUACAGUUAGUUUGAGGAUGUUUCAAGGUAGUAGGGGAAAAUUAACAGAUCCGAGAUGACUUCGUUCCGUGAGGGGGCGAGGGUCUCAGGAUGGAAAAUAUACAGAUCCGAGAUGAGUUUCAGAAAACAGGCCCGAUCCCGAGACGAGAGGGUCUCAAAAUGGGAGCCAUUCAUUAGGCUAUGUUGGGGCUAUCUUCUAAUACUGUAACCAAGGUCAGAUAUUGGAAGCACAGUUGGCCAACCCAAGUGCUAAGCCAUGGUCUUCGCGCGGAUUUUGGACCUGCUUGUCAUACUCCAUCAGACAGCACCUGGCAGCCACACGUAGCCGAUUUCCUCCCGACGGCGCAAAGCUGCGUGCAAAAAGCUGGACAACUUGGAGGCAUGGUCUUCGAAGUCUGGCCACGAACUGCGUUUCAUGGCUUCGAUCCUGUUAAGGCUUCUCCCAAUCCAUCCAUCUCUAUAGCUUGUAUCCCUCAACCAUUAUACCAUAAAUGCACUAGGGGAGAGCCAGCUCUAAUCCUGCCUCCACCCGUCACGAUUUAACAGGAGCUGCCUGCUGUAGCGUCUACAAGUUCGCCGUCCUUGGUUCUGGGACUCCGACAAACAGCGGGAUCAUGUACACUAUUGUGAACGAAGAAGGCCGAGUGACAUUACGAGGCUUGGAAGUGUUUUACGAUCCGAAUCCGCUUGAAGAGUUUGCGUUGGAUGCGAACCACGAAGGACGCUUUUAUGGAUGUUGUUUUUUUCUCUCCUCCCUCAGCACCAUGAUUCUUGGCCUCCGUUGUAGUUGGUGUUUCAGUUUCAGUACUUGAUGUUGUAUUUAUUUAUACUUUAUAGUUCGACCUGAACAAACUGCGAGUGUCUUGGCUUCGGCCUCGCUCACUUUCAGAGCCAGUCUCUGUGGGUGCUGCGGACAGCACUAUCAGAGACGCGCAUAUGGCAUUAGUUCUUGGAUAAUAAUAAAAGGUCACAGGGAUCGUGGGCUCAGGAACUGUUUUUAAGGGGAAAGCGGUAGCCUCGAUCCUCUGGCUCUAGUGGGGAGAAAAAACAAGAUUCAUAGGGUUGUGAAGAGCUCUGGCGACUACUUCCUGGCGGCUUUAAGGUCAGCUUUUAGUUUUAUCCCUCCGGCACCUCGGUACCCUUUCGCUGCUCCCUUUUUCUUGUGCUUCAUGGGAACAAGCAAAGGGGACAUCGAGAUAAGGGAAAAAUAGCGAGAUCAUGAAAAGAAGCAGGUUACAGAUUGUUCUAAAGAAAGAGAGUGGGGGUUUGCAAGUUGAUAAUAAAAGGUGGGAAAGCUUCACCGGUACGGAAUUGAGCCCAUGGGUUAUGUUUGUGCUUCCCGAGCGGCGAAGAGUAUCCAGGGUCGAACUUUAUACUAAAAACAGUUGCGACAAGCGCCUUUUUGAUCACGACUCCGGAUGCGAUUUUAUUAUGGCCGACGCUACUACUCACAUCUUAAGAUGGUAUUUAUAGGCAGUCAUAAAAAAGUAUAAUUUCACCUACGAUCCGACGAGCGAGAUGAAAGUAAAGUGGUCUAGUUUCACCAUCGAUCCGAUAUGAGUGAUAAUUGUUCCUACGAUCCGAUAUGAAGUGAAGGAGUCUAAUUUUACCUACGAUCCGACGAUCGAAAUGACCUCGGGCCUCCGUGUCGGCGUAUCGAAUCGACCAUGCGUUGGAGGCUCUCAAGGAUUCGGCUGCUAUGCGUACAGCUACGAAGAGCAGACGGGCUUCGUGCGAGAUCUUGAUGCGUAUUCGAUACGUGGCUAAGGCUAGUACCGCUCAAGCAUGUUGUCUCCUUAUAACACCAUCAAAGUCCUUGAUUCUUCUUUUUCUAUAGUUCUUGAAAAAGAAGAGCCACGACCUGCUUCUAAGGGUAAUAGUAAUUAUUAUUGCAACUCUCACAACUUUACUCUCACACAUGAUUUGAGUCCUUUACACAAGAACUUUACUCCAUAGAGAUACAACUGACUUUGAAGAGCAGUCGUCCCCGGCACACCUCAUUGUUUAUACUCUACUACUCAAUGGGGAGCAUCUGCAUCAAGAUGCUAACGCGGCCACAGAAGCUCUAAUUUGGGGCCCCACAGACGCUCUCAAAGAGCAACCCGAAUUAUUUUGGUAUCCAGCCUUGCAGAGUUGCUGGGACUCAGAACGAGAUGAUUAGUUACGCAGACUAUGCUACUGCGAAAACUAACCAGCUAUCGGGCCAGGUGCUGUUGGAAGCGCACUGUGCUGGUGCAGAGGGGCGAUUCCUCUUUAUAGAGUGGGCACCGAUGCAGCAACUGUCCAAUCCACAUCGGGAGAAAUUUGAUCAUAGAAUGCGUCGCGCGAACGCUCUCUCCCAAGUCAAAGUCUACACGUACUUAAGGAUUUAAGUUGUAUAUAUAAGUAAAUAUUUCAUUUCUACGACUCAUAUCUUGCGCUUUCCUUAUUCAGAUUGCGAAGAAAUGAAGGGAAGCAGGAACAGGGAGUGGAGUGCUUUGUUGCGCUUAUCUAACGUACGCCGGAGAAACCGGCGGCGAGGGGCUCACAGCCACCACUUCGUACCCGUUGCGCAACGUGAAUGCUGGGCUAUCGGUAACGCAUCCGUCGUAUCAGAGGACUACAACUUAAGAGUCGUGUUGUAUAUAGAAGAUGCUCUUGGUGGAAAAUCUUCUGUUACACUUAUUCUUUCCUGCUCUCUUUUUAUGGGUCAUUCGUCUGCUGUCGUUGGUUUUGCCUCGCUUAAGGGAGAGACAUGGAGGAGCAGACUAAACUUAAACGGGACAGCACACUAACUACGUCACUAGCUAACUAACGAAGUUAACUAACUAAGUAACAGCAAAACUAAAGCCCUAUGCCCCAUCUAAUCAACGUGCGCCAAAGCUUGCCCCUGUGGAGCUGAAUUGCAUAGCGCGUGCACGGGUGCCUCUACCACAGUGGACGGCGGUCUCAGUUUAAGGCUUACUCUAAUCCAUCUUCUGAAGCAUCUUGGUAGAGACGUUUUCAUGGGGGAAAUGGUCUCAGGGUGGACUUCGGGAUGGAUUAGGGUGAACUCUAACCGGUGCGGACUUGAUGCACACCUUGCAAAAUGUUCAAAAUCCCGCGGUGGCAGAGAAAGGACAUCUCUCCCUCUCCCCCGACAUGCCACUCUUAAGGCUACCACGCCUGAAGCAUGUGCUCUCCUUACUUGUAUCAUGGUGA
This is a messenger RNA of Amoebophrya sp. A25, 5853 nucleotides long. Lineage: Eukaryota; Dinophyceae; Syndiniales; Amoebophryaceae. The record is from the annotation of a GenBank genome assembly.